Messenger RNA from Diatraea saccharalis (sugarcane borer), 1867 nucleotides. NCBI's taxonomy places the organism in Eukaryota, Metazoa, Arthropoda, Insecta, Lepidoptera, Crambidae. The record is from the annotation of a GenBank genome assembly.
AGUUGGAAAAUAUUCAAUUUAUAGUGGUGUAUUUUGAUAUUUAGCUAACCAAAUAACAAUAACUAAGAAAAUAUUCACGAGACAAGAGAUUAUUUUACUGAUUGAAAUAAUAGGAAAGUAAUAAUUACCUUUACUACUUAAUGUUUUGAUUUUUACUCUAAUGAAUAUUCAUACGUGAUAGUAGUUCAGCAUCUUGGAUCGUUUGCUUUAACUAUGAAAUCCAGCAAACGAAGAUUACAAGCGCUCACAGAAGGAAGUGAUGGAAUACCCAAUUACCUUAAAAUGGAAGAUUCUGAAACAUCAAUUCCUCCAGUGUUUAGGUCGAGACUACAUGAACUGUUUUCUCAAAUUGAAAAAGAAUUUGACCUUCUAUAUACUGAAAACUUAAACCUUCAAGAGAAAAUAGACAUUCUGAGCGAAAAAUUGGAAAGAGAGAGUUAUGUGGGCGACAGACAGAACUUAGAUUACAUUGAGUUUGAAACUUCAGGAAAAAAUUCGAAGGUUAAAUUGUCUCAAAGUAACUCUCAAAAAGUAAAGGCUAGUCACAAAUUAAGAGUCCAAACAAGCAAGAUAGUGUCUAGUUUUAAGGCACCAACAUACAAUUGUCAGCUAGUCAGAGAGUUCACAGGACACAAGGAUGGUAUAUGGGAUGUUUCAUCAGCUCGACCGGGACAGGCACUUAUUGGCACUGCAUCAGCUGACCACACAGCCUGUGUAUGGAGUGUGGAUUGGGGCAAGUGCCUUCUGCAAUAUACUGGUCAUCAAGGAUCUGUGAAUUCAAUCCGUUUUCACCCAUCUCGAGAUAUUGCUCUCACCAGUAGUGGUGAUAACAGUGCCCAUGUUUGGCAGGCUGCUGUUAACUGGGAUUUACCUCGUGGACAGUCUUCUGAAGAAGAAUUGGAAGGUGGUGGCGAGGAGAGCUUAGGCGAAGGUGGUGAACGACCAGAAGUGUUACGUACACCUCUGACUGAACUACUGGGACAUCAGGGCGUAGUCGUGGCAGCCGACUGGCUCACCGGAGGUGAUCAUGUCAUCACCGCAUCUUGGGAUAGAACCGCUAAUUUGUAUGAUGUUGAGACUGGUGACUGUCUGCAGGUUCUCACAGGUCACGAUCAUGAGUUGACACAUGCGUCUGCUCACCACAGCUCUAGACUUGUGGUGACCGCGUCCAGGGAUACCACAUUCCGUCUGUGGGACUUCCGCGAACCGAUACACUCGGUAUCUGUAUUCCAAGGGCACACAGAGAGUGUUACUUCAGCGGUAUUCACACGUGAAGACAAAGUCGUAUCGGGCUCGGACGAUCGUUCAGUAAAGGUUUGGGACGUCCGCAACAUGAGAUCGGCUCUUGCUACCAUCAGAUCUGAUUCGUCCGUGAACCGAGUGGGUGUGAGCGGGGGCGGUCUGAUAGCUAUCCCGCAUGAUAACAGACAAGUUCGACUGUUUGAUCUCCAGGGACAGAGGCUCGCUCGCUUACCACGCUCCAGUAGGCAGGGUCAUCGUCGUAUGGUGACAUCAGUGGCUUGGGCGGAAGACAUAUCAUCGAAUAUAAACUUCUUUAGCUGUGGCUUCGACCGUCGUAUCCUAGGCUGGUCCAUCCAACCGUCCAAGGAGAAUUGAGCCUUAUCAAAAAGAAAAUAAGGCAUACUUCUUUAGUCACUGUACAGGUAUUCUAUUAAUAUUCGGUUAUUUAUUGUAUAAUAUAUAAAAAAAAACUUGUCUGGCACACCUUUAAUUGUACUGAAAUCAAAGUUCAAUAAAUAGGUAAAUAUUUUGAAGUCAUGUUUUAAAAAUAUUUUACUUAUAUAGAAUUGUAAUCAGUGCGCAAAUUUUAAUUGUUUGUUACUGUAAAUAUUAUAUUUACGUUCAG